AUGAGAUAAUUUCAUGGUGUUUCGGACGUGGGUAAGAUAAAACGUCACCAUCGUUAUCAUCCAAAAAAGCGAAGAGAAAAUAGAAGUUGCAGAAAGCAUCUUCUUGUGUUUUUGGCUUGGCCACCUUUCCUUCCACCGCCAAUCUCUCUCUUUAUGUUCACACUAUGACACCCUUUUGAUUGCUGUAAAUUUCGAUACAGGCCCCUUAAAAGAUUGACUUACUGAGGUGUUGAGCCACCCACCAUCACAGGGAAAGUCGGUGAUAGUUUUUUCUAAUCCUCCUGUUUGCUUUGCAUUGAACCCGAGGUACAUACACGUCUUGAAACUAUCCAACCAUUCGCCUUUGGCUUUGUUAACAGUUUUCAUUUUGUAUAUUUUAUGACUUUGCUGGACUUGGACUUAGUUCCUCGUAUCUAUCCGUGUUUUUAGAAUUGUAUAUUCAGUUGAAUUUCUCCCUUCCAAUCCCAUUAUUUUACAUGAUCAGGAGAGUAAAUUAUGGUCCAUGAAUUGGGGAUUUGGAAGGUAUUAAAGGGGUUCUAGGAAACUUCUUUGUGUUGCAUAUUACUGUGGUUUUGACGUGGAACAUUGAUCUUAAGACAUGCUGAGGUCUUAUGUGAGAGAAUAUGAUGAUGUGUUCUUUGAUUCUUUGGAUUGCUUGUCUGCUGAAGAAUUAGAGUAUGGGGUUUGGAUGAACGAUCCGUCGAGUGUGAAGGAACGACGUGAGCGUUUUCUUCGAUCGAUGGAUCUGGUUGAGUUUGCAGAGUCAUCAAGUAAGAAGGACUUAAAGAGGAUUGCAGAGUGCAGUGGUGCUGUUCCGAGUUCUUCCAUUUUAUCCGUUAGCAAUGUCCAAGGAAAUUCGGAUUGUUGUGAGAGGGAGAUGACUUGUCAAGCCAAUCUUUUGGUUGAUGAAUCAGAACAUGAGAUGAACUUAGCUCUAGAGAGUGAGAAUGAAGUUCAAGCUCAUUUGGAUGAAUGCGAAAUUAACUCGAAAAAUUUCAAUAAAUGGUGGAAACACUUGUUGAGCAUGAGGAAAGGGGGAAAAACUAGAUGUGCAUCUAAUGUAUCAAAACAUGGUACCAAAGUAGUACAUAGUUCAAAGAAAAUGAUGGUUGAGCCUAACAAGAAAGGGUGCAUGGAGUUCACUGCACUUUCUAUGGGACAAGAAAUACAGGCUCACAAGGGCUUCAUCUGGACCAUGAAGUUUAGUCCAGAUGGUCAGUAUUUGGCAACCGGAGGUGAAGACAGGGUCGUACGUAUAUGGCGUGUCACCUCGACAGAUGCCUCUAGUAAACCUUUCAUGGCAGAGGGCAGUUUGAUUAGAAAAAUGAACAAAGGAAAGUUGACUUUUGGCAGAAGAAAGUCGCUCCUAUCCCCAGUUGUUAUCCCUAAUAAGAUUUUCCAGCUUGAGGAUUUACCAAUGCAGGAGUUUCACGGACAUGCCAGUGAUGUUUUAGAUCUUGCAUGGUCCAGUUCAAACCUUCUUGUUUCUUCAUCCAUGGAUAAAACUGUUCGUUUGUGGCAAGUCAGCUGCGAUCGAUGUCUAAAUGUUUUUCACCAUAAUAACUACGUCACAUGCAUUCAGUUCAAUCCAGUAGAUCACAAUUACUUCAUCAGCGGUUCGAUAGAUGGAAAAGUAAGGAUCUGGGGAGUCUCUGAGAAGCGAGUUGUCCAUUGGGUGGAUGUGCAGGACAUUAUAACUGCUAUAUGUUACCGGCCAGACGGCAAGGAAUUUGUAGUUGGCUCCAUUGCAGGCACUUGCCACUUUUAUGAAGCAUCAGGCUUCGGUGUCAGUUUGCAGGCAGAGAUACAUAUUCAUGGCAGAAAGAAAACCUCUGGCAACAAAAUUACAAGCAUUCAGUUCUCCCAGGAUGAAUCACACACGGUUAUGAUAGCUUGCGAAGAUUCCAAACUCCGGAUAUUCGACGGAGUAGAUAUGGUUCAUAAAUUUAAAGGGCUGCCAAAGUCGGGAAGUCAGUUGUCGGCAUCGUUCACUUCAACCGGGAAACAUAUAAUCUCGGUUGGAGAAGACUGUCGUGUUUAUGUCUGGAACUACGAUGGCUUGUGUUUCCAAACAUCCAAACAUACAAAAUCUAUUCGUUCUUGUGAGCACUUCUUCUGCGAAGAUGUAUCCGUCGCAAUACCUUGGUCAGGCCAGGGUCUAGAUCAGAGUCACAUGGAUGAUAACGGUUCCUGGGCAUUGGCACCGAGAGAAGGUCGAAUUGAGAGUGUUUCCCGGAUCGGAGAUCCGGAACGAUUCUCGAUCUGUAAUUGGUUCUCCAAUGACGGGUCAGGAUCAUCCAAGGGCUCUGCUACAUGGCCUGAAGAAAAGCUUCCUUCGUGGGAUGCAACAGGUGUGGAACAUGAGAGUUAUCCAUAUGACCACCACCACCAACGACUCUGUCGUAAUAGUGCCGGUAAUCACACGAGCCUACCGGAAACAUGGGGAGUUGUGAUUGUUGCCGGUGGAUGGAAUGGAACAAUCAGGACAUUCCACAAUUACGGAUUGCCUGUUUGUCUAUAGGAGUGUGCAUCAGGAGUCUUGAAUCUGUUAGUAAAGAAGUUAUCAAAGCGAUUCACCUUUUUUUUGGUGAACUUGUGUAAAGCUCAGUUAGCACUUAGCAGUUGCUUUGAUGUUACCAUUAUCCGACAUUUUCCU
Molecule: messenger RNA, 2656 nt
Organism: Hibiscus syriacus
Lineage: Eukaryota; Viridiplantae; Streptophyta; Magnoliopsida; Malvales; Malvaceae
Exons: 7
Coding region: 599-2521 (640 amino acids)
Molecular function (GO): protein binding
Source: RefSeq, a predicted model, not a curated record